AUGCCGCCACACCGCCGCCCCUUGCUUUUCAACUUCUUCUUCCAACUUCCCUCCGCAUUGUCGUCGCACAUACCCAACACCACCCUCACAAAACCUGUGAUCAAACCAAGUCCUUUUCCACCGCUGCUUCUCAUCAUCAGACCCUACGAAACAGAUUUUUGGCUCGGUUCUAUGUGUAGAUCUCAUGAGUCUAUUCCAGUUUCCGUCCCCCGUCCCCUGUCUCCCUUCUCUCACUCAAAGUCCGCGGGAAGAAAACUGGCUGGAAGGGCCAUGUGCCGGCUUGGCGAUGGCUGGGAUGAAGAAUUCCGUGUCACCAUUUGCCGUCGGCCGAGUAGCCGCAGGACCCGCCAAGUAAGGUUAUUUGGGCAUUGCGUUACGUUGCUUGGCCCACAAGAGCCUCAAUGGCCUUGUCUUGCUUCAUUUCCUCACCAUAAACUUUGA
Messenger RNA from Colletotrichum costaricense, 441 nucleotides. RefSeq lists its product as uncharacterized. The coding region runs from base 1 to 441 and encodes 146 amino acids. The record is from RefSeq and is a predicted model, not a curated record. The transcript has a single exon. NCBI's taxonomy places the organism in Eukaryota, Fungi, Ascomycota, Sordariomycetes, Glomerellales, Glomerellaceae.